Molecule: messenger RNA, 1198 nt
Organism: Mytilus trossulus (common blue mussel)
Lineage: Eukaryota; Metazoa; Mollusca; Bivalvia; Mytilida; Mytilidae
Exons: 3
Coding region: 19-633 (204 amino acids)
Source: RefSeq, a predicted model, not a curated record
ACUUAUCCACCAUAUGGAAUGUUCAUAAAUGGGUUCAGUAGAGUAUCUUUUGAGGGUUUUUUGCAAAAGAUUGACACAAACAUACAGCUAUAUGAAUUGUGCAGUACCAAAACUUACAACCAGCGAUCUAUAUCUAGCCUAGCUAAUGAAACUUUUUUCGGGGAACUCAGUCAGAUGGAAGAUACCAGGCUUGGAUGUCCAAAGGCCAUUAGUAUUACACGCUUGAUGUCAACCAUUACAGAAAUUCUUCACUAUCGCAGCGAUCCAUCUGACAGGUCAUUUAGUAUUACUUCAACAAGAAAAUGUGUUUAUCCAGUGCCAUCGCUGUUAAACGACACUAGGUCUACUGCUGAGAACAACGACACAUUAGAGGAGAGCAAACCGUCUUUGAUUGACAUUCAACAGGAGGACGGCAAAAUUAAAAUUAUACAGUUAAAGGAUCAUUUCUUUGACAGCGUGUUGCGUAAAAGAAAGAAACAGAGACAAUCAAAGAGAUCCGAUAUAUCAAAGCUACAUGAAGUUACCCGUGGGUGCUUACCCGUUCGCCAAUACCACAAAUGCGACGAGAGUAAGAUUUUACCAACGACACGAUUAGGAAUCAAUCUGUCUGGACCUACAGAUGCUGAGAAUUAAUACUGCACCAAAAAAACAAACCAAAUUUAUGAUUAAAUUGAACUAUUAUAAAAUAACUGUGAUAAUUGGGAAAAAAAUAUUUAUUAACCUUGAUUACUUGGUGUUGUUUUGGAAUGUUUUGUACCAUUUCUUUAUUUUUACAUUCAUUUGACUUAUGUUGUGAUUCUAGUCAGCCCUUCCAUUAAAUGCAUUUCGUAUCAAAUGUCGGUAGCGUAGCAUAAAAGUGUAUCGUAGUGAUAGAUUGAGAGACCGACGGACAGAGGUGAAUCAGUUGUCAUUUAGUAAAUUCUAAUUCAGUGUAGAGUAUAUGAGAGCUUUACAUGUCAUUCUGUUAGUCUAGACCUGCUAGGUCAUGCAUGUAAUAGACCAAGGACUUUUAUAAUUAUUUGAUAAUCUCACUGUUAAUUACUGACGAUUGAUUAUUCCUUGAUAUUUUUAGUUAUUACAAACUAAACUCCAAAAACAAACCCGUGUCAUUUAUAGACAACUUCCUGUUUGGGUUAUUAGUUAAGUAGAACAAAAGUCACCAGUAACGAGCUGGGGGAGAAAAAAAAUCAGAAAGCUA